GGAUUGUGAAGCGUCCAGGUCCUGAAGGAAGCAGAGAGUUCUGAGGAUCAACAGUAGACCCUUAGUGGAGAGCUAUAGCCAUGUCUUCCAGCUCAGCCAUGGUUCGCAUCCUGAUAAAGGGUGGGAAGGUGGUGAAUGAUGACUGCACACAGGAGGCCGACGUCUACAUCGAGAAUGGCAUCAUCCAGCAGGUGGGGAAGGAGCUGAUGAUCCCAGGUGGGGCCAAAGUGAUCGACGCCUCUGGAAAGCUGGUCCUCCCCGGGGGCAUCGAUACCAGCGUUCACCUGGAGGAGAGCUUCAUGAACGCCACCACGGCUGACGACUAUUACAGCGGCACCAAGGCUGCCCUUGCUGGUGGGACAACGAUGGUGAUGGCACAUGUUCUACCAGAGAAGAACGAGUCUCUGCUGGAAGCCUACGAGAAGUGCCGCAGCUUAGCUGACUCCAAAACCUGCUGUGACUACGCCCUACAUGUAGGAGUGACUUGGUGGGGGCCAAAGGUUCGAGCUGAGAUGGAGAAGCUGGUCCGAGAAAAAGGAGUGAACUCCUUCCAGAUGUUUAUGGCCUAUAAGGACAUGUUCAUGCUGAGAGACAGCGAACUCUUCCAGGUGCUACAGCACUGCAAAGACAUCGGAGCGAUAGCAAGAGUCCACGCUGAGAACGGGGAGCUAGUGGCAGAGGGGGCAAAGGAAGCAUUGGAUCUGGGGAUCAGUGGCCCUGAGGGCAUUGAAAUCAGCAGACCUGAGGAGUUAGAAGCAGAAGCCACCCACAGGGCCAUUACCAUCGCCAACAGGGCCCACUGCCCCAUCUACCUGGUGAACGUCUCCAGUAUGGCUGCAGGAGACGUUGUGGCUACUGCUAAGAUGCAGGGUAAAGUGGUCCACGGUGAAACAACCACAGCCCACUCUGUGCUGACUGGGAUGCAGUACUACCAUCAGGACUGGGCCCACGCCGCGGCCCACGUCACUGUGCCCCCUCUCCGUCUGGACCCGAAUACUCCCAGCUUCCUCAUGAGCCUGCUGGGAAACGAUACUCUGAACAUCCUGGCCUCAGACCACCGACCCUUCACCGUCAAACAGAGAGCCAUGGGCAAAGACGACUUCACCAAGAUCCCCCACGGACUACCAGGGGUUCAGGACCGGAUGAGCGUCAUCUGGGAGAGAGGAGUGAUUGGAGGUAAAAUGGAUGAGAAUCGCUUCGUAGCAGUCACAAGCUCUAACGCAGCCAAGAUCUACAACCUGUACCCAAGGAAAGGCCGGAUCAUUGCUGGAGCAGAUGCUGAUGUGGUGGUCUGGGACCCCGAGGGAUCCAAGGUCAUCUCUGUGGAAAACCAGGUCCAGGGAGGAGAUGUGAACCUCUAUGAGGGUCUGCGCUGUCAUGGCGUACCGCUGGUCACCAUCAGCCGUGGUCGUCUGGUCUACGAGAACGGCAUGUUCACGUGUGCUGAGGGCUCUGGGAAGUUCUGCGCUCUGAGGACGUUCCCUGAUUUCCUGUAUAAGAAGAUGGUUCAGAGGGAGAAGAGUCAGGCUGUUAAAGCGGUUGAACGGGAGCCUUACCAGGGGGAAGUUGUAGCGGUGGCCAACUCAGGGAAGAGGGACCUUGGGGCACCAGACCUUGACACUCCGACCCGUCCCUGUACCCGACAUGGGGGCCAGAGGGACCUCCAUGAGUCCAGCUUCAGCCUGUCUGGAGCUCAGAUUGAUGACCACCUUCCAAAGAGAUCCUCGGCCAGGAUCCUGGCUCCACCUGGAGGAAGAUCCAGCGGGAUCUGGUAACCAAUCAGACGAAGGAUGAUACCUGAGGAAACAGGUGGAUGGAGGAUGACUAGUUUUCUUUCUGGAAGCUUAGAAUGUGUUUGAGGUAAUGAGGUUUUAAUUUGAACUCAGUAACUAUUAAGACUGAUGUAUCACAUGACCUUAAUAUUCUUUAAUACGGAUCAAUACGGACGGCUAGAGCUCCAGUGUUAACCAAAAACAGGACUGAACUGUCAGUGGUUUAUUUGGUUUAAUUUUGAUAAUGUAGGGUAAAUAUGGGGGUGAGUCCGUUGUGUUACCUCACUGUAAAAUACGAUUUUGCACUUGUAUCAUGUUCUAUUUAGAUGCCUUUUUACAUGAUUUCAUGUCACAAAUGUCACAAAUGUCUUUGUACUGCGAGCCUUGGGAAUGACAGAGUUGUUAAAUCACAGAUUCUCUCAGUUGCUUUGGCUCAGUUCUUAAAAAUGGGAUGAUGUUUGUGUUAAACCAGUCCUGACUGUAUGAAGACAUUUUUGUGCUGGAGGCCUUCAGUUCAGAUUCUGUCUUCAUCAGUAGAAUACUUAAUCCAAAUCUCGUGUUAAUGAUGUCCAGAUAGAUCAGCUUUCUGUUCUGUUAAUUUCCCCACAGUUUCUGACAUACAUCAUUGUUGACUGAACAUUAACCCUCUGAGGUCCAAGGGUAUAUUCUCCAUUUUAACAUUAUUUUUUAAUUCACAUUUUUAAGGUACUUCCCUUGUCAAUCUCAUGGUCCAUUCUACUCGUGAACAUGACUGUGAGAUUGACAGGCAGAUUGGUGCAACAUCUGCAGUUUUUUCAGGCACUGUUCCGUACCGUUGUAGUGAAAAAGGAGCUGAGUUGAAAGGCAAAGCUUUCGAUUUACCAGUCAAUCUUUGUCCCAACCCUCACCUAUGGUCAUGAACUCUGGGUAAUGACUGAAAGAAUGAGCUCACGGAUACAAGAAGUCGAAAUGCGAUUCCUUAGGAGGGUGGCUGGGCUCAGUCUUAGAGAUAGAGUGAGGAGCACAUACAUCCAGGAGGAUCUCGAAUUAGAACUGCUGCUCCUUCACGUCGAAAGGAGCCAGUUGAGGUGGUUCGGGCAUCUGAUCAGGAUGGCUCCUGGGCGCCUUCCUGUGGAGGUCUUCCAGGCACAUCCUACUGGGAGGAGACCCCGAGGAAGACCCAGAACUCACUGAAGGGAUUAUAUGUCCCAUCUGGUAUGGGAGCACCUUGGAAUCCCUCAGGAGGAACUGGAAAGUAUUGCAGGGGAAAGGGACAUCUGGGUUUACUUGCCUCACCCACUGCCACCGCAACCCAACCCUGGAUAAGGAGAAGAAGAUGGACGGAAGGUACUUGCAAAUAACACAAUACCGGAGUGUUUUAUAGCAAAAUUUCUCAGGACAAUCUCAGCUUUAUGCAUACUGAGGCCCAUUUUUAUAACUUAUUUUAGCCCAAAUGCUGAAUUUUGAAAACCGAUCUUUGAACAAUUUUUAAUCUUUGUGAAAACACACCUUCACUCAUGUGGACCAAUUGUUUUGAUGCUUGAAAUAGGUUUACCAAAGUCUUAGCUCCACAAAAGUAGUGGAAUUCAUAAGUAAAAUGAUAGGUGUGUGCAGAAAACAUGUCUAAAAUGAAAUUUUGUCAUGUACAUUUUUGAGCAUAAAAGUUGUCUGUCAUUCUAUUUUCACCAAAAUGAAGCUGUGUCAUCUUUGUCACUGCUUCUCUCGCUCUGGUCUCUCGCCUUACCUCUCCUACAAAAACUGUGAAAGAGAGGGCCUUAGGGAUUCCAGAGUGCCAGUAGGUUUGGAAAGGUCGACGGACAAAGGAUUCAUCCAAUAACGCACAGUGAGAGGUGACAACAUGCACCCAUUCCUCUUUUAUUGGCCCUGCAACUAAGGAUGUGAACCAUGUAGGAUGGCAAGUGGAAACAGAAGUGAAAGAUGCGAUUCUCCUGUUCACGAAAGUGUUUGAACUGCAUUUCUACGACAUAAAAUGACAAAGAUAUUAAUAAAAACAUGGCGUAAACGUGCUAUUAAGUGCUUAGACCUCAGAGGGGUAAAUAUGAAAUUUAAAAGAGAACCAGUGAGACAGCACUGUCAGAGUUCUGUCAUUUUGGUCCAAUCAAAAAUAAACAUGUAAAUAAGGCAGAGAAAUGAGCAUCUAAGCUUUUAGUGGAUUAGUGUUGGCCUAUACCAAACCCUAACUCUGUCAUAGUUUCAGUUAGCAGACGCUUUAGUUAAAGAUAUCUACAUCUGAUAGUCGUGCUUCUCUUCUCUUCUAGAGCUACAGCCUGACUGUUAGGGUUAACCCUAGCCCUACACCUUACCCCACCCUACCCUAACCCUAACCCUAACCCUACCCUACCCUACCCAAACCCUAACUCUGUCACAGUUUCAGUUAGCAGAUGCUUUAUUUAAAGAUAUCUACAUCUGAUAGUCGUGCUUCUCUUCGCUUCUAGAGCUACAGCCUGACCGUUAGGGUUAACCCUAGCCCUACACCUUACCCCACCUUACCCUAACCCUAACCCUACCCUACCUGAACCCUAACUCUGUCACAGUUUCAGUUAGCAGAUGCUUUAUUUAAAGAUAUCUACAUCUGAUAGUCGUGUUUCUCUUCUCUUCUUUUGCUAUCGCCUGGAUAUUUAACACCUCCCUGACAUUGGUGAGCAAUGAAACCAUGGUGGGGACGAGGACUGUUUCUGGAGUGGUGUGAUUUCAUAAGCAAGGGAUGAACAUAAGGCCCGAUGACACCGACCUUUGACCUUUGACCUAAACAUUAACAGAGUGGAUAUUUGUGCAGAAUUUGAAGAUAAUCCACCAAGGCCUUCUUGUCAUCUCGUUCACAUACAAGGGAAGAACAUGACGCUCAACAUUCUUGACCUUUGACCUCCACAACCUGAUCACUUCAUCAUUCAGCGUGGACUUUUAUGUGUUAUGCAGCAAUUUUGAAUAAAAAAAAACUAAAAGAAUUUUUCUGGAGAGAUUACAACUUUCUAAAUUAAUCUUUUUUUUAACCCUGAGAAAUGUGUCAAAGCAACUGAAAAAAAACGAUGUCAGUGAAAAUGGACUGAGUCCCAGCGUGACGAAAAACUUCUGAAUAUAAGUGAAGCUUUUUAAUCUGUUAAUUUAUUUUUCUAUGUCCUUGUUUAUGCGGUUUUCUGUUCCUGUGUUAGAUUAUAUUUUCUUAUUUUUGUUUGAUGUUAAUUCCUCUGUGAUAGAGUAUAUUUCCUUUUGGCUGUUUUAUGUUAAUAUUCCUGUGUUGUUAGAUUAUUUUUCCUGCUAAGAUUGAAGACUUUGUUGGCCAGUUUGUUUAACAGAUUAGCAUUUGUGCUCAUGUUUACAGCCUUAUAGCAGAACAGACAUCUGUUCCACCCCCACCAAAUGUGAAUGAACCUCUACUGUGUGCAUGGUAGCAUACUUAGAUCUACUCUGUUAGCACUGAUGCUGCUGAUGUUUCCACUGACGGCAAAAAUCUCACCCAAACUGCCUUUUUCUCACCCGAAAGCACCAUCUCAUACUGCCGUAGAUCACUUCCUGUUGAUGGCUGAGGUUGCUUUAGGGCAGGUUUAAAUGUUCCUUAACACACCACUGUGACACAGAGAUGGUGAAGUGAUCCUCUUGAGCAGCAAAGCACUGAAAAUCCUGUCUUUAGUUACUGAAGUUAUCUGUAAAUUCUUGUCUUGUAUUUUUGUUAACUCAGUCAGGGCAGCACCUCAUUAAACCUGUUUAGACUGUUAUCAUCCUGCUACAGAAUCAGUGAUGGUUUCAUCUUUUUACCUUUUCUGUCUUUAGUAACUCUAACUAACUCUGGUGCCCGUGAACACUCUGAACUCCUCUCUUACUUGUCUUUAGUAACUGUACUCUGUUUUCCUCCUGUUGGUUCUCUGGUGCCCAAAAACACUCUGAACUCCUCUCCUAUUUGUCUUGCAGCUUUUUAUCACAUGAUUUGA
This is a messenger RNA of Cheilinus undulatus (humphead wrasse), 5698 nucleotides long. RefSeq names its product dihydropyrimidinase like 5a (gene dpysl5a). Gene Ontology annotation, cellular component: cytoplasm; cytosol. Gene Ontology annotation, molecular function: hydrolase activity, acting on carbon-nitrogen (but not peptide) bonds, in cyclic amides. The record is from RefSeq and is a predicted model, not a curated record. Bases 81 to 1775 code for a protein of 564 amino acids. The transcript has 13 exons. Lineage: Eukaryota; Metazoa; Chordata; Actinopteri; Labriformes; Labridae.